UGUCAUGCAUGGACGUGCGUCGCGACGAGAAUUUCCGAAUUCUGACUCCUACUGCUGCUGAUGCUGCUUAGAAACAUAACAAAAAGAAUCAAACGGUUUGUGCUCUGUGACGUGAAAGUAAAAGAUUGAAUCAGAUUUGAUACAAAAAGAUAGAAAAAAAGUUGUAUUGUAUUGAGUGCGAUUGAUUAACAAGGAUUUCGACUUUGUACAAUAACGAGAAUAGUGAGAAGGAUUUACACAGAAAAUCAACUCUGUUUGUUUGAUUUUUCUUAUCAUACGUUAACUUGAGUAAAUAAAAAACGUUGGAACAAUGGAUACAGAAGGUCAAGUGCAACAGUACGGAGAAGUGAAUCAACUGGGUGGUGUGUUCGUAAACGGAAGACCUCUUCCGAACGCCGUGCGCCUUCGGAUAGUUGAACUGUCACAGGUUGGGAUUAGACCCUGUGACAUCUCCAGACAACUACGCGUCUCCCAUGGUUGCGUGUCAAAGAUACUAGCUAGAUAUCACGAAACAGGAUCGAUCCUACCAGGAGCAAUCGGCGGAUCGAAGCCGCGAGUGACAACACCGAAGGUGGUUUCGUACAUCAAGGAACUGAAGCAGAAGGACCCGGGCAUCUUCGCCUGGGAGAUCCGGGACAGACUGUUAAGCGACGGAGUCUGCGACAAGUACAACGUGCCAUCCGUAAGCUCGAUCAGUCGGAUCCUGAGGAACAAGAUCGGAUCUCUGGUGCAUCCUCCGCCGCAUUCGCACAGCCUCUACAACUCCAUCUAUCCGAGCUACCCGUACCCCCAGCAGAAGAUGCAAUCUCCACCCACGCAGAGGACACCUCCGGCCCACUGCUGGCCCAGCUCGCAUUCCGUCAACGACAUCCUGGCGGUGCACGCGGCCGCCGCCGCCUUCCGACCCCACAACGGGACGACGCUGCCCCCAGGUUCCAGUCCACCCAUGUCCAACGACCACUCCGCCCAGAACUACAACUACUACAUGUACUUGCAACCGGGCAACACCGCAAUGCACAUGGUCAAUGGCGGCAUGCCACAUCACACACUCACUCCAGGAUCGCACAUAUAAAAUUUCCAACAAAAAAAUAACAAGUGCAGUGAAAAACUUCAAUUCCAAAAUUCCUAACUUUGCAAAUCCCGAAGUGGCGCUACAAUCAUAAAAAUAUAAUAAAUAAUACAAAACGUAACAGAAAAAUAAAGUUUUAAUAGUGCAUUCAAAUCACCAUGGUUACAGAAACAAACUUUCAAAAUUCUGCGCCAACCGACUCCAAAGCAAACUAUAUAAUUUAAGAAAAAGUUUGUAGUAAGAAUGUGUCACAACCGUACUAGCGAAUCGACACUAUAUAAUAUAUAAAUAAAUUUUAUUUUUCCAUACGUUUAUAAAUAUGUCUAUUACACCUAAGGAAGGUUGCAAUGUAUAUAAGAUAAAACAGUUUUGUUCCCUUCCGAUUAUUUAUUAAAAUAUAUAUACAAAUUUUAUCCUUACAUUUAUCGAAUCUCAUUGUAAAUACUGUUUUGUUUAUUUGUUGUGUCUUUUGUUUCUGAUUAGUGGAUUAUACAGUAGUUGCUUCAAAAGCUUUAAAUUUUAAUUGGGAAAUCUAACAAAACAUUCAAUAUAACUGAAUUCAUUCUAGAUACAUCAAGUUUUCUUUUUUCAAAUGUAUUACCUAGCCCAGUCUUAUUAUUGUACAAUUAGCAUUUCG
This is a messenger RNA of Nicrophorus vespilloides, 1706 nucleotides long. RefSeq names its product paired box protein Pax-1. Lineage: Eukaryota; Metazoa; Arthropoda; Insecta; Coleoptera; Silphidae. Gene Ontology annotation, molecular function: DNA-binding transcription factor activity, RNA polymerase II-specific; RNA polymerase II cis-regulatory region sequence-specific DNA binding. The coding region runs from base 311 to 1072 and encodes 253 amino acids. The transcript is spliced from 2 exons. Gene Ontology annotation, biological process: regulation of transcription by RNA polymerase II; anatomical structure development. The record is from RefSeq and is a predicted model, not a curated record.